AUGCUAAAGUUCGCUGCCAUUGCCACCGUUGCGGUGCUGUGCUGUGCCGUACAGUGCGUCAAAGUGGACUACUACGGUUCGCUGUACAAUCCCAAGGACGAGCUGCAUGCGCCGUACCACGAGAAGGAGGACAAGCAGGACUUUAGCAAAAUUCCUGGCGUGCCCGGCGUGGACUACCCGAUCUACCACGAAGUUCCCCACACCAGCUUCCACUGUGGCAACGUGCCGGCCAUCCCCGGCAUGUACGCGAACGUCGAAACCGGCUGCCAGGCCUACCACACCUGUCACGAUGGGCGCGAGGGCCACCAGGGUGCGUCCUUCCUCUGCACCAACGGCACGCUGUUCAAUCAGAAGGAAUUCGCCUGCGACUGGUGGUACAAUGUCAAGUGCGAGGAAGCACCGAGCUACUACCAUCUGAAUGCGGACCCCGAACAUAACCCCUUCACGCCGAAGCGCAAACCCGAGGAUGAGCACCAGCAUGGCAAAUUCCUCAUCCACGUCUAG
This is a messenger RNA of Anopheles marshallii, 504 nucleotides long. RefSeq lists its product as uncharacterized. Gene Ontology annotation, molecular function: chitin binding. Lineage: Eukaryota; Metazoa; Arthropoda; Insecta; Diptera; Culicidae. The transcript has a single exon. The record is from RefSeq and is a predicted model, not a curated record. Bases 1 to 504 code for a protein of 167 amino acids. Gene Ontology annotation, cellular component: extracellular region.